UCCCAACAGUUAGCACAUGCUGAACAUCAUAUAUCAGCAUUACAGCAAUGUGAAUGUCGAAAAAAUUGUAUUGUAAAUGGAUCUCUGCAUCCUGAUGGUUCAACCUGGGAGCAUGAGUGUGACAUAUGUUCUUGUGUGCAUGGUGAAAUAAAAUGUUUACCAGUUACUUGUCCAUUAGUCCCAUGCAAAAAGCCUAUAAUUCCUCCUGGAGAAUGUUGUCCUGUUUGUCCGAAGAAGUGCCUGCUUGAAGAAGUUCCUUAUGACCAUGGUGAGCGUGUUAGUCCAGUUCAGUGCGCAACUUGUGAAUGCAGAAAUGGUAGUAUGCAUUGUUGGCGAAUUGAUAAUGAAACUUGUCCUAAUCUUACAUGCCCUGAAGAACAGCAGUUUCGUGUUCCUGGUGAAUGUUGUCUGUUUUGCCCAGGUGUUGAUUUUUGUAGUAAAGGUCAUGAUUGCCAUGAAGAUGCAAAAUGUAUCAAUUUAAGAACACAGUAUAUGUGCCAAUGCAAUAAUGGUUUUCAGGGAGAUGGCACACAAUGUGAAGACAUAAAUGAGUGCCAAAGGGAAGGUGGACAUGAUGGUCAUCAUUGCCGAGAAAACACUGUAUGCGUGAAUCUACGUGGAGAUUAUGUUUGUGAAUGUCUUCCUGGAUAUAAACGAGUUGAUAAAUAUAAUUGUGUUGAAAAUGAUGAAUGCAGUUCUGGUGAACAUGACUGUCAUGAAAAUGCUCUUUGUAUAAAUACUGCUGGAAGUUAUACUUGCCAGUGCUUUGAUGGCUAUUCUGGAGAUGGUUAUGCCUGUGAACCUGUAUGUGUGAACACCUGUCUGAAUGGUGGUCAGUGUGUUGCACCUGAAACAUGUUCUUGUCUACAUGGAUACACUGGAUUAAAUUGUGAAACAGAUAUUGAUGAAUGUUCCCUUGGUCUUCAUAUGUGUCAUCCUAAUUCGCAGUGCGUCAAUAUGCCAGGAUGGUAUUACUGUCAGUGUAGGCAGGGCUUUGAAAGCCAUCCAGAAGACAAUCUUGGAGCCUUUUGCCAAGAUAUUGAUGAAUGUCUCACUGGAAGCCAUACUUGUGAUUUAUCAGCUUUAUGUGUUAAUGAAGAAGGUAGUUACCAUUGUGAAUGCCUGGAUAAUAGUUCCUGUUCUUUAAAUUGUCUUCAUUAUGGGCAGCAGCGUUUAAGUGGAGAAGUGUGGUCCAGUGACUCUUGUACUAGGUGUCGUUGUGUAGAUGGAGUUGUUAUAUGUCAGCCUAUUGAGUGUGAUUGCACAAAACGCAAUACAGAUCUUGAAUGUUGUCCUCACUGUGAUCAUUCGUCAGUUUGUCAACAUCAGGAAGUUCCAAAAUCAUUUCGCAAUGGUGAUCAAUGGAUUUAUCAGUGCCAAACAUGUGAAUGCCUGCAUGGAGAAAUUGAUUGUUGGGAUUUAGAAUGUCCACCUAUCACAUGUGAAAAUCCUAUACAAAAUUCUGGAGAUUGCUGCCCACGUUGUUCCAGUGAUCCUUGUUCCCUUGUUUAUAACAGCACUUACAGCCAACUCAGAGGAUGUGCGUAUAAUGGCUUGGUUUAUAAACCUGGAGAGAAAGUUCCUUUAAUACAAGAUCCAUGCUCCUCUUGCCAUUGUCAAGAUGGAUAUCUGUGCUGCAAAUACAGCAGUUCUUGCCAUGAUAGUGAUGAUUUCGUCACUUCAGAGCUGUUGCAAAGUAACAGCACUGCCAAUGACUCUGAUAUAUCUAAUGAUAGCCAUAAGAAGAACACUGAGGUGGCUGAUAGUAAAACUUACAAUCAUUCCAGCAUCUCUAAUGAUGUUUCUUCCAAGCCUAAAUCAAGGAAAUUAUUAUCACUUCUCUUCCCAACAAUUAAGGACUACUCUGGUUUGGAAAACAUGCAAAAAAGAAUUGAAAGAGAAAGGCACUUUGUAAUUGAGAAAUUCAUGCCUGCCUUUCAUAAUAUAAAGUUGACUUCAGUAUUAGAAGGUGCUGUUGUCAAUGGUGCUACUGCCUCGGGCAUUUUGCCUACUUCAGAAGAAAACAAAACCAACAACUUUGUUAGAGUUUGAAACAUAAAACUUUAUUCUGAUUAGUUUCUGGUAUAGGCAAUUACCAUUCAUGGAGCCAGUAUCUAGAGUGCUAACUAAAACUCAAAACUAGUUUCUUUUUCAUUGAUGGAAGUAGUUCCAGCUAUUUAGAGUUGCCAUGUACCACCAUCAAUUGCUACAUCUGCAGGGCGGAUGCUCAGACCGUACAGUGCUGGCUUAUUGCAUUAAAUAAUUAUUCGUGUCAUUCAGAGGUACCCAAGAUAUGUUUUUCUGUUUUGGGUAUAAGCCAGAGCUGCUGAUCUUAAAAUUUAAAUUGGUAUUGGCAACAUGUUUUGAUAUUUCGUACAGAUGUACUUUUCUUUCAGGGAGUUUUUAUAUAUAUACAUAUUAGCACACAUGCAAAAACUUUUAUUAAAUAAUUUGUACAUAAAAUGUUGACUGCUUGCCUCCAUGCAUUUUGUUAUGUCCUUAAUUUAUUUCAAAUGUAAUUUAAAUGUAAUAUAAAAUGUGUUGAGUGAUAAGACACUGACACUACUGAAGUUUUUUGCAUACAGUAUGUUAUGUACAGGGACCUAGUCCAAAAAAAAAAAUGUGUGCCUCUUAGGCUACUGUGAAUUUUCCAGGUGUGGUCACCAAUUCCACCCUUAUGAAAUCAAGAGCUGGACUCUUGAGUAUACUUUUCUUUGUUUUUGCAUUAACAUCUGACAACACCUAAACGAGGUUUGGGACUGUUAUUUCAUAAUGUUGUCGUUAGGGUGACUAGUCAUUUUGUGUGACCGAAGUAUUGUUACGACUCUUUAUGUUGUACCAAAGAUGUAGCAGGUCCAAACAGAUGCAUUUAAGUAUGUAGUGCCUGGUAGAUAAAAGUGAUGAAGAUCCCUGUUACAAAUUCGGUCAUAAGUUGAUUUACAUUCCAGUACUUCAGAACAAGCUCCAGAUUGCAUCAAUAUUAUCUUCUCUGAAGUUCAAUGCUUGUAGCUGCUGUUCCUAUAAAAACUCGGUGUUUAUGUGCUUACAUUCCACAGCUUUGCUUUGAGUAAUGAAAUUAAAUGGACAAUAGUCAAAGCUUACUUCUCAAUAGCACAAAAAUAGUAUGUAACUAGAUGUAAUGUUCCACACAGAAAGCAGUAGACCUUAAAGAAAAUGUAGAUCACAAAUAUAACCUACUACAGCUUUAUGAGAUCAGGCCUAAGCAAAAAGUCUUCCUCUUAAAGGGUGCUUAUCCCUUUAAACAUCUUUAGAGUAGCUCAUUUUGGUCUUAAUAAGUGUUUUUAUUCAAUGCUCUUUGUUGUUUUAUCUGUUUUAUUCAUAAGCUGUUAUCCGCAUAUGAUCUUAUAAUCUCUAAAUAUUCUGUGACAUUUUUGCACUUGCCUUUUCUAAAUAAAAUAAAUAUAUUAAGUCAUGUAUAAUGCCAUCUUAAAGUUACAAAACAAACUGGUUAGAAUGCAAAUGUUAACAAAUUGAAAUAUAAAUUGAGUAUUAGGUUGGAAGUGUUUUAAGGGUAGAAAAUGUCAUUUUGCAUAAAUAUUUUCACUUUCUUUUCAAAAUGCAGUAUAAUAUUGUGAAUUUCAAAAUUCUGUAAAUUAUUUUCAUUCAUUUCUAAUAUACAUUAUGUCAGAAAUGUAAAUAUUGAGUCCUUAAUAUGUAUGCUUAAACAUACCCGCAAUGGGACUUGUACAGUUUGAUGAAGAAAUUUAUAAUUGAAUACUGAGGCCACAAAAUGUUGCAAAAAUUAAAUGACCGAAUGCUAAGGCCAUUUGCUGGUUAAAAUGUUCCUUUGUAAAAUGUAUAGUUUGAGCAACUUUAAAAACUUUAUGCUAACUUCUGUUUUAAAAUGUUAAAUACUUCAAUUAAAUGCACAAUUUGUAAGACAUAAUUUUUAAUCAAAAUCAUUUCAAUCACUAACAUAUUCUAGGGCUGUUUUAAAAAAUGUUGCAGGCAUUGAAUAUGAUAUACGACAUGUAAUAAAAAAUCUAAAUCCCUUGAUUUUUAGCAAUAUGUAUUUUCAAUACAUUUUGAAAUUUUGGGAGAAGUGUAAAAUUUUAAACCCUUCUUUACAUGUGUGUAUUUCAUAUUUGCUUAUUUGAAAUACUUUGUACUGUUAUUUCAUGUAUCCAUGUAGCUAUGUUUUGUAUUGUUACUAUCACAUAUUCAGCAUUUGAUAAGAAUGUAGUCUUUUAAUUAAUAAGCUUCAAAUUAAUUUCUUGUAUCCUUGAUACUAACCCUUUUUUGUGUUAUAAAAUUAGAAAUAAUGUUAUGCUUAUAAAUACUUGAAUUUUAUCAAAAUAUGUGCAAUCUUCCUUAGUUACUCUAGGGUAAAACUAUAUCGUGAAUUAUUUUUCUAAGGAAAAGAUCUAUUCCCCAUGGAAGAGUUAUGCAUGUGUAAAUUACUUUGUUGAAGAGGGAUCCAGUGACAUUUUUCUUUUUGUAGACUAGUCUUUGUGAAUAGUCAAUACAGUGUUGUACUUAAUGUAUUUUGCCUGAGAGGAAAGCUUAUUAUUGCUAUUUAUAGUCUAUGUCUGCUUUUACCAUAUUGUUACAAACAUAAUGUGUAACACGUUUUUCCUAAGGAAAAAAAAAAUAUAAACUGCUAACUGUACUAAUAACUUAAAAUUGUUGCUUCAUGUAAAUAAAAGUUCUUGUUUCUUUUUAUACAA
This is a messenger RNA of Stegodyphus dumicola, 4688 nucleotides long. RefSeq names its product protein kinase C-binding protein NELL1-like. The record is from RefSeq and is a predicted model, not a curated record. Lineage: Eukaryota; Metazoa; Arthropoda; Arachnida; Araneae; Eresidae. Gene Ontology annotation, molecular function: calcium ion binding; protein binding; heparin binding.